This is a messenger RNA of Populus euphratica (Euphrates poplar), 1550 nucleotides long. Its product is annotated as alpha/beta hydrolase domain-containing protein 17B-like. NCBI's taxonomy places the organism in Eukaryota, Viridiplantae, Streptophyta, Magnoliopsida, Malpighiales, Salicaceae. Bases 318 to 1193 code for a protein of 291 amino acids. The transcript is spliced from 5 exons. The record is from RefSeq and is a predicted model, not a curated record.
CUCAUGCUAUGUUCCCUCAAAAUCCUUAUUAUUCAUUUUUAUAGGUUUCUGUUCCCUCCUCCUCCACCACCACCAGCAGCUCACCCUCUUAGAUCGGAUCCCUUCACAUUAACCUGUAAAUACCAUGACUAAAAAAACAAAAAGUUCAAAACUUUAACCUCUUUUAAUCACCAAGACAAUAUUAACUCACCCCCAUUCUUUGUCAUCAUAAAAUCUAUACUGCGUUUGCUUUGUUUUCUUCUGCUCUGCUCUCUUUGUUUUAUUGUCUUUUCUUAAAUAUAAGAGUACAAGGAAGGUACAACGGUGUGCUGACAUAAAUGGGAAAUGUAACGUCAAGUGUGGCAGCAAAAUUUGCUUUUUUCCCGCCAGACCCUCCCACGUAUGAUGUGUUUAGAGAGAGUGAUGGGAGGCUGGUGUUACCAGGUGUAACUGCAGACAAGAACAUGGAGGUUCAUUUGUUGGAAACUAAACCUGGGAACAAGAUUGUGGCCACGUUUUGGAAACACCCUUUUGCAAGAUUUACAGUUUUGUACUCUCAUGGAAAUGCUGCUGACCUUGGACAAAUGCAUGAGCUUUUCAUUGAGCUUAGAGCUCAUUUGAGAGUCAAUAUUAUGAGCUAUGAUUAUUCAGGAUAUGGAGCAUCUUCCGGCAAGCCAUCUGAGUUCAACACAUACUAUGACAUUGAGGCUGUGUACAAUUGUUUGAAGAAGGAUUAUGGAAUAAAGCAGGAAGACUUGAUCUUGUAUGGCCAAUCUGUUGGAAGUGGUCCUACCCUGCACUUGGCUUCUCGUUUACAGAAGUUGAGAGGCGUCGUUCUUCACAGUGCAAUUCUUUCAGGCAUAAGGGUCUUGUAUCCUGUCAAGAUGACAUUUUGGUUUGACAUUUACAAGAAUAUAGACAAAAUACGUCUUGUCAGCUGCCCUGUUCUGGUUAUCCAUGGAACAAAUGAUGAUAUCGUUGAUUUAUCCCAUGGAAAGCGCCUGUGGGAACUUGCCAAGGAAAAAUAUGAUCCCUUAUGGGUCAAAGGUGGUGGGCAUUGCAACCUUGAAACUUACCCUGAGUACAUCAAGCACUUACGAAAGUUCAUAAAUGCGAUGGAGAAAAUCUCCAUUGUUAAACCGACAAAGCAACUCACACAGAACCCAAGUAUUGAAGUCAAACACAACAAGUGCUUAAGAUUUGGAAUUAGGUAGCCAGUUGAAUUUCAGUUCAUCAAAUCAGGUAGUUUUAUUACAAGAGGAACCCGUUCCGAGAUUGGAUAUGCUUGCUUCAUGGACUUGCAAUUGGUGGCCAAGCAUGUUAUUGCCAGUAUGUUUCUAAAGAUCAGGAAUUAAUAGGAAAUAUACUUUGUUUGUUGCAGAUCCUGUUCAGGUAGCCAUUUACAGGUAUCAAGUUUUUGUAACUAUUCAUAAGUGCUGUGUCAAAGUAUUUUGUCAGAAAAAUCAUGAGAAAUGUGCAUGGUCUGGGUUUUCUUGUAAAAUAUAACUGCUGGUUUUUGUAACAACUAUCCAGAGAAUCAAAUACAUGGGUUAGUUUUGUUUUAACUCGAU